Messenger RNA from Brassica napus (rape), 2600 nucleotides. Its product is annotated as receptor-like cytosolic serine/threonine-protein kinase RBK2. Gene Ontology annotation, molecular function: protein kinase activity; ATP binding. The record is from RefSeq and is a predicted model, not a curated record. Gene Ontology annotation, biological process: protein phosphorylation. The transcript has 9 exons. Bases 707 to 2245 code for a protein of 512 amino acids. NCBI's taxonomy places the organism in Eukaryota, Viridiplantae, Streptophyta, Magnoliopsida, Brassicales, Brassicaceae.
CUUUAUUUUAGAACCCAAGCCCAUUCGAAAGGUAAAACAGUACUACUAGAUUGAUGUCUGUCUCUAAUGACUUCUGAUAACCUUUGUCGGGUUGUCCGGAAAUGGAGUUUGCCACGUGACGUCAACCACCAAUGCGGGAGUUUGGGAGGUGGUCACAUCCACCAAUUUGUAUAUGGAUUAUUAUUAGGAAAUUUCUCAUCAUAAUAUUUCACAAAUCAAAAAUAAUAUUUUAUACAACAUAUAUUUUAAAUAGUUGAAAAUUUCACACACAAAAUAUUCGGAAAAUAAAGUUUAAAUAUCUUUGGUUAGUAUAAAAAAAAAUUUCUACUUUAAAGAGAACCUCAUCAAUAUGUAACAUUCUUAUAUGGAUCCUUUUGAAAAUAUUUUAUUUCACUUGAAAAAAAUGCCUUUUUGUGUGCGUGGAAAAAUGUAAAUCUGUUACUCUAAAUUUAGUAUUUAGAAAUGUUGAUCAAAGCAUUGAGGAUAAUCUCUGGGAAUUUUCUAUUUCGAAGAAAAAGAUAGGACUUUAGUUUCAUUUAAAAUUAAGAAAGAAGAACCUAAGAGAAGAGGCGGAUUUUCAGUUAUAACAACAGAGAAGAUAAGGGUGCAAAAAUCAAACAAAAUGAUCAUGUCUUUCUCUCUUCUCUUUCCUUAGUCAUUUCUUCUAUUUCCCUUCCUUGCCUCAUCUUCUGUCUCCAAUUAAUCUAUGGAGCGCGUUAGAGAAUCAUCAGAAACUCUUGCUUCCACGACAACGUCUUCUUCGUCUCCCUCCUGCGAUGUAGACGUUGAGAAUCGUGGAAAACAACUAAGUCCUUUCUCGACAAGGAGAUCUCGAGCUGGCUUCUCUGAUUCUUUCUCUUCUCAUGAUUUACAAUCAUUCUGUUCAAAUCAAGAAAACAUUAAACUCUACCCCAACCAAACAGAAUCAGACGAUGACUUAUCAAGGAGCAUAGAAUCUGGAACAUCAUGUCCCGUGGUGAGCACGUCAGACUCAUCAUCAUCAGAAGCUCAUCAUCACCAUUCCCACCACCAUAUAGGCCUCACUAGCGGUCAAUGGAGAGGCCGUUUCGUCCGUUUACUCAAGAAAGGAUCAUCCGCAAUGCCAUUCAACACACCUCUUAAAGGAGUCCCUAAACUGACCAGACGUAAAAGCAAACGCAUAAGAGACAACAUGGUCCCUGUUCUACCUGCUACUUCUCUUGACACUGGUGACUUGUUCUGUUUCAAACCCUCCUGGAGAAACUACUCCCUCCAAGAUAUUCAAACCGCUACCAAUGGCUACAGCCGUGAGAAUCUGAUUGGUGAAGGAGGCUAUGCGGAAGUGUAUAAGGGACAGAUGGCAGAUGGGCAAAUAGUAGCAAUAAAGAAACUAACUAGAGGUUCUGCGGAAGAGAUGACAAUGGAUUAUCUGUCAGAACUAGGGAUCAUAGUUCAUGUAGAUCAUCCAAACAUUGCUAAGCUUAUUGGAUAUUGUGUUGAAGGAGGAAUGCAUCUUGUUCUUCAGCUAUCUCCUAAUGGAAGCCUCGCUUCUUUGCUCUAUGAGGCGAAAGAGAAGUUGAGUUGGAGCAUAAGAUACAAAGUGGCGACAGGAACAGCUGAAGGACUGUACUAUCUCCAUGAAGGUUGCCAGAGAAGGAUCAUUCAUAAAGACAUCAAAGCUUCUAACAUUCUUCUCACUGAGAACUUUGAGGCUCAGAUAUCUGAUUUCGGGCUGGCUAAAUGGUUACCAGACCAAUGGACUCACCAUACCGUGUCGAAAAUAGAAGGAACAUUCGGUUACCUUCCACCGGAGUUCUUUAUGCAUGGGAUUGUAGACGAGAAAACAGAUGUAUAUGCUUAUGGUGUCCUGCUUCUUGAGCUCAUUACUGGUAAACAAGCCCUAGACAGCGCACAGCAUAGCCUUGUUAUGUGGGCCAAGCCAUUGAUCAAAGAGAACAAGAUCAAACAACUAGUUGAUCCGGUUAUGGGAGAUGACUACGACUUAGAAGAGUUGGAACGUCUUGUCUUCAUAGCAUCCUUGUGCAUACACCAAACCUCAAUGAACCGACCUCACAUGAAUCAGGUUGUGGAGAUUUUUAGAGGUGACAAGGGCAGUUUAGACCAGCUAAAACUACGACAAAACUCCAAACUGCAGAGGACUUACUCGGAAGAACUAUUGGAUAACGAAGAAUACAACUCGACAAGAUAUUUGAACGAUAUUAACCGACACAUGGAGACUGUUCUCGGAACAUCUAAAAACUCAUGAAACAAUUUACUUAAAGCACAAGAGAGGAUUAAAAAAAGCUUCAGUGUUGCUUCAACAUGUUGGACUAUGGUGUAUGUAUAUGAUUAUGAUCAUGAUGUUUUUCUUUCUAUUUUUUUAUUUCACUCUUUAACUAAAGCUAUUACCUGGUAAUGUCAUCUUAUGUAUGAAAUAUGUUUGUUUUUGGCGUUUAUUUUCACGUACGAUAUAAACAAGUUUGCACAUAAACGAGACUCGUAAACAAGUUUUGGCAAGUUUCAAGCAAAAACUCAUACAAACAGAAAUUCACUAGCUCUCUAUAUAGUUUAAUAUAUCUACCUUAUUAAUAAGGUCAUGUAGAUAUGUUAUCUUGUCGGAA